CUGAAAGGCCUCAUUGUGCGUUUCCUCUCGUGACGAAGCGCUCGCCUGUUCUCUGUCUCAUCCUCAAGGACAAGCGCAGCUUCCGUGCGUCAAGGACCGCGAUGUUCCAGGGAUGAGUCCCGGCGCCCUGAUGGGCGCAUCAGGGUGAGCCCCGAGGGCCGGCGCGGCUCUGUCCCUGGGAAGCCCAGGUCCUGCUGACCUCACACUCCACUGACUCCUCUCUAUGCUACACCUUGAUUCCUAUGGACACACGAGACCAUGUCCCAGCUCCUCUGCCCGCCAGUCCUCUGGAGUCAGUGUGCCGGCUGGCGAGCCCUCCGCCUGGCUGAAAGCUGGAUCUCAAUAAACAUGCAUUCAGGGCUGGGAAAAUUGAGCCGAGUCAUCCCAUUUGGCUACCGUCCCAGAGCGGCAGUCCCAGGACCAGCACCUCCGCACGUGACGGCCGCAGCUCCAUGGACCAAACACAGAGAAGAAUCCUGGGCCAGCCCCUUUCUAUGCCCACCACCCAGCCCAAGAAGAAAAGGACUCCCAUGAUGUCUUUCUUUUCCAAGGUCUCUUGGAAACUGAGGUUCCAGAAGAGGGAGCAUUUGAAGAAUGUGCUUUACAUCUUGGCAGAAAGAGCCCGGGACCCCAGUGCUAAAAAGCGUCACAUGGCAGUGAGGGGCCUGGGAACUAUGGCCUGUGAGAACCCUGACAAGGUGAGAAAGUAUAAGAAAGUUGUCCUAGACAUGCUGGUGCAUGGAUUGUAUGAUCCCAUGAGUUCGGAAGUCAUCCACGAGAGUCUGAAGACUCUGACCAUCAUCCUGGGCAAGAUCCAAGGGAAAGGUUUGGGCUCCUUCUUCAUAGACAUCACUCUUCAGACCAGGACUCUACUAGAUGACGAGAAUGACAGCCUGAGAUACUCGGCCUUUGUCUUGUUUGGGCAAUUGCCUGCCUUUGCUGGGCGGAAAUGGAAGAAAUUUUUCACCAAUCAAGUUAAGCAGACUCAAGAUUCCCUCCUGAUCCAUUUACAGGACAGAAAUCCCCAGGUGGCCAAGGCUUGCAAAACCACAUUCCGAGCCUGUUCUCCCUACCUGAGGCAAAGGAAGGAGCGCAGCUUCCAGAGUGAGGACGAUCAAAGGAACCCCAAGCUUUGCAGGCAGCUGAGCCUCUACCAUCCCGAGCUCCUGCAGUACUUCUACGCAAAUAAGAUUCUGUAAACGCAGAGCCGAGGGAAAUGCUUCCAUGUGAGCAGAUUGCAGGAGGGCUGAUCUCUCCCUCUCCCAGCUCUUCAGAUGCUCCGGCCGGCCUCUUGCAACUGCAUAGAAAAGGGGGUGCUGGGAGAGCAGCUGAUGGCGAAGAGAAUACUGUGCUAUUGUAUGAUGAUGUCCAGAGCAAAGCUGAAGGCUUUCCCAGCCCGUUUCUCCCCAUGCAAAUUUGAUGAGAAAGUCCAUACUUUCUUUAAUGCAUUUAAAGUUUAUGUUGAUUCAGUGCUUAUUUCUCAGCUUUUUACUUAAGUUCAAUGCUAUCACAUCAUCUUUUUUU
This is a messenger RNA of Myotis daubentonii (Daubenton's bat), 1524 nucleotides long. RefSeq names its product maestro (gene MRO). The record is from RefSeq and is a predicted model, not a curated record. NCBI's taxonomy places the organism in Eukaryota, Metazoa, Chordata, Mammalia, Chiroptera, Vespertilionidae. Gene Ontology annotation, cellular component: cytoplasm.